GCUGCGGCGGCGUCUUCGCUGCGCGCCUGCGCAGGUAUGGAGCAGGAGGGUCGUCGGCGCCCCAGCUUAGCUCCUGGGCUGGCCUCAGCGAUCCCCGAGCCGCUGCAGAAGCCACGUCCAGGAGCGGCAAUGCGGGAUCCGGGGUUCAUUGCGGUCCGAGCCCGCAGCUUCCUGUUCCGUGUCUACUUGGUGGGCUUUUUGGACUUGUUUGGUGUCAGCAUGGUUGUCCCUGUACUGAGCCUUCAUGCCAAGUCCCUUGGUGCCAGCCCCAUCGUUGCAGGAAUAAUAGGCUCCUCCUAUGGCAUUUUACAACUCUUUUCUAGCACAUUUAUGGGCUGCUGGAGUGAUGUAGUUGGAAGACGAGUCUCCUUGUUGGUGUGCAUUUUGUUCAGUGCCCUGGGGUAUCUUCUUCUUGGAGUUUCUACCAAUGUCUUCCUGCUUGCCCUGGCUAGAGUCCCUGUGGGGAUUUUUAAACACACACUCUCCAUCUCCAGGGCUCUCCUUUCUGAUCUGGUUGCAGAGAAGGAGCGGCCACUUGUGCUGGGGCAGUUCAAUACAGCUUCUAGCAUGGGCUUCAUCUUGGGCCCCAUGGUUGGUGGAUAUCUCACUGAAUUAGAUGGUGGAUUCUAUCUUACAGCCUUCACCUGUUUCUCAGUCUUCCUUCUCAAUGCUGGUCUCGUUUGGUUAUUGCCUUGGAGUGAAACAAAACUCAACAGUUCAACGAAUGGCCUGAGAAUGAAUAAGGAACACACACUGUUGGGAAAGAUAUUACAAGGAACAGCCACCAUCCCAAUGGCCACCAAGAAUGAACAGCCUGCUAAGCAGCCCCGGCUUCAAGUCCCGUCAGUCUUGCAGGACAUACGGAGUCUGCUGUUUUCUGAAAUGUGGCACAUAUUUCUCGUGCGCUUGCUCAUGGGUGUGGCAGUCAUGCUGUACUAUAGUAACUAUGUCUUGGCCCUGGAAGAUCGCUUUGGGGUGCAGCCCAAGACCACAGGAUACCUCAUCAGUUAUAGCAGCGCCCUGGGGGCUCUGGCUGGAUUCACCCUGGGGCCCAUCCUGAGUCUGUACAAGCACAACUCACACAGGGUCCUGCUCCACUCGAGUACUCUCACCUGUAUGCUGUUGCUACUCUACGCCACGGCCCACACCAUGGCUGUGGUUGUCUUCUCCUCCACGCUUCUGUCUUUCUCCACCACCAUCGGCAGGACCUGUGUCACCGAUCUCCAGUUGAGCAUGAGUGGCACCCAGGCCAGUGGCACUGUCAUCGGCUUGGGGCAGUCUGUGACAGCUGUAGCCAGAAUCAUUGCUCCUCUUCUCUCAGGAGUGGCCCAGGUAGUCAGCCCCUGUGGUCCCCCCAUCCUAGGGGGUGUCUUAGCCAUGGUGGCAAUUUUCUUAAUGUCACUAAAUACACCUCACUGUAGUGGUGACAGGAGUGGUAAAUUAAAGCAUGAGUAGGAUGGAUAGGGACAGCAUAAAGAAACCAAGUUGGAAGUGUGGAAAUCAGGGACAAAGGCCAUAACUACAAGAGCAUUUCAGAAAGAGUGGGUGGAAACAGUGCCCCGGAGGGUGUGCUCAGCCCUCAGCUGUGCAGUUAUGCCUGUGGGACCAUCAACAGUGACAGUGACCCAUAGAAAAGUCACAAUUAGAGCAGCUUUACUAGCAGGGACCAUAUUUAUGAUUUACCUAAAAGGCCCUUCCUCUUGUCCGAGCCACCAAAGGGAAGAAAGCUGCCAUCAAAAAGAGAGAGAAAUGGUGGAAUGACAAGCCAUGAUAUGUAGAAGGAGAGAAGAAGUAAAAUGUUGUUUAAAAUAAUA
Molecule: messenger RNA, 1814 nt
Organism: Dipodomys ordii (Ord's kangaroo rat)
Lineage: Eukaryota; Metazoa; Chordata; Mammalia; Rodentia; Heteromyidae
Gene: Slc67a2
Product: major facilitator superfamily domain containing 9
Exons: 6
Coding region: 37-1455 (472 amino acids)
Biological process (GO): transmembrane transport
Molecular function (GO): transmembrane transporter activity
Source: RefSeq, a predicted model, not a curated record